GGACUACAUGAGUCGAGGCUGCUGUAGGGAGACAUAUGCUUGUAUGAAGAGAGAGAAAGUUCUGUUUCUGCUUGCCUGCACUGGCCAACCUCAGGAUGUUUCUUCAGCUCUGCUAUGGCACAGCCCCAGAAAGCCCUUGAAGACUCCCCUUACUUCUCUGAAGGGUUAGGUUUGGAGGAUGGGGAUUUGGGUGCUGACUCCCUGGAAUGGUGCAAGACAGGCAUAGGAGGGGGUGACACAUAUGACGAGUACUUUGACUUCAGCUCUUGGCACAGCAGCAACCUGUCAGAUUUGUGUCCAGAUGAGGAGGACUCCCCGGAUGCCCUGCUGGGACUGGAGGACACCUACGUUGCUUGGGGAACAACAGACAGCAGCUUCCGCACCAGGCAGAGGAUAGCCAGACAGAGAGAGUUAGUGACAUCUAAGGAUCACCACAGAGACGCCCCAGAGACUUAUGUUAGACGAUCCAGAUGUAGCAGGAGGAAAAGCCCAGAGAACCAUGUGGACUCUAAUAUUCCUUUGAAGUUCAACACCAGAGACCUGUGCUCAGUUAAGCUACGCCCCCAUCUAAGUACAGAGAAACUACAACUAGAACAGUCCAGUUUACAGGCUAUUUGCACAGAAACUCAAGUUGAGGGCAGGACGGGUCCAUACAGUUUACAUGUGCAAAGCCAACACAACACAGACCCCUUUGACACAAAGGUAAAUUGCCCACCAGACACUGAAGUGAAGUUGAACGCACAGUGUGAAGAAAGCGAUCCCAACAGACUGAAUGAAUCUAUAAACUCCGAAACAUGCAUGAUAUACAUAGAUACUACAGAGGACAAAAUUGUGGAGACACAACAACAGCUAAGCACACAUGAGGUGAGAUUACAGACCGCAAACACAGAUAGAAAAGGCGUAGAAAGACAGGAAAUCUGUAAUGUUAACAAUGUUAAAGCAGAGAAUAAUAAACUGUUAAACAUAGGUUUAAAUAAAUGCUACAGUGACUGUAAUGAAAGACACAAUUCAGAACACCAGGCUAUAAUCAAUGAAGACAGAGAGAUACAGGAUAUAAAAGUGCACAGCAAGGACAAAGGGGAAUUGUGCAAAAGGGUGGGGACAUAUUGUAAUGGAACACAUCACAAAAUAGAGAGUAAUUGUAAAGACAACACAUGCAUAGCUGAUACACAUGUAACUGAUGUAAUAAAUGCACAAACAUUCGACAGUCCUUGUACAGCAGCACACUCAUGCACAUACCCAGACUUUCAGUUAAUUACAGAAGUAGUUGUAGCAAAUCAAUACUUCACAGAAGCACAUGGUACAAAGACAAAUAGUGUAUCACAUGACAGCUUCCAGGUGGAACGGUUUGGGUGUGUUGGCACUACAACAGAGGGGACUAAGUCACCUGGGACGGUAAAUGAAAUAGGUUCCUCCAUCACAUCAUCUACACAGACCACAGCCUCUUUUCUAUUCGAUACAUGUGCUACUGAACUGACUGUGGUUCCGAAGGUUUCUACUCUAGCCUCACCUGUACCACUGGCAGACUCAGACAGGGAGACAGAGAGUCUGGCUGAGAGGCAACCAGAUGAAAAACAAACUCAGAGCACACGGUUGCAUCCAUGGCAAGUCCCAGGUCAAAUCCAGGAUUUAAUCCCUAAUCACUUGGAUCAGGGGGGUGCUACUCAUAGGCAGCAGCAUUCGGCAGACAAGCUUUUGGUGAGGGCACUGCCAGACUCUGCAGAACCAGGGCCUUACUCACCUCAUAUCCAAUCUGAUACUGGUAAGGGGUCUAAGGAAUGUCUGCAUCAUCACCAAUUCAAAAAUAAUCAGUUUAUUUCUGCCAAACGAGGAGCAGAGGAUACCUCCUCCCCGUUAUCAGAGAACUUUCAAAGAGAGAGACGGAGGGUAGGAUCACCCUGCUCUCUUCUCCAGCAAAACAAGGAGCGAGAAGUGGAGGAAAGGCCUGUUUAUCUUGACCAGGAACAAAUUGUGGAAGCAGUAAACGAGGUCAAUCUUCGACAACCACAACUUGGCACAACAGAGAUUUCUGAGCACAGUGAGCUAAGAGUUACCUCAAAAGCGACUGCCAGUGAUUCGGAUUCCUACGUUACGCAACAUGUGCCUAGUGAGAUAGGAAAAACAUCAACAUGUCUUGCUGAGUCCAUUCAGGACAUUAGGGGAGAACACCCGGGUGUACCUCAAAAGGCAGUGUCCCAGACAAACAUACAAUCUGCUCUCAGCAUAAUUUCAAGUCACUGUAAGACAGUUAAGAUCCCGGUACCUUCCUCUAGCUUGCAAGCCUCUCUUUCUCUGCUCUCAGACUCCAACAAUAACACCAAGGCCAGUAUAAAAGGGGCAAGGAGAGGGGAGGGUGUAGGCUGCUUCUCAGGGACAGCCCUGAACAAUUACAAAAAUAAUGAGAGAAUAAUUUGCCUCCUGGUUGACCCAUCAACAAAUAUCACCUCUGACCCCUUGGAAGAUUUAGACAAGCCACAGGCAGUUUCUGAUUUAAUUCCCAACUGUAGCUGUGAAGACUCUCUGCUGAGGAAAGACCUUGCUAGCUGUUGCCAUUUAAGCUUGGCUCAUGCAGAUGAAUUAGAAACACUAAAGACAGACAGUGUUGAGGAUAAUGUUGUUAUAGAAAGUCUAGCGUAUUCUAACUCAGAAAGAAAUGAAGGCCUUAUGUCCUUCGUGCCAAGUUCAGAGAGUAGAGGCCUUUUAGUGGAUAGUGAAUUUAAAGAAGGGAAGUAUUGUAGCCAACCAGGGGAUCACAGCUUACCUAACAGAGGAAGAAGAGGCAGCUCAUCCGAAUCAUUUAAGGAAUAUGCACUGUCUGCGGAAUACAGAGACCACACACAGAUCAGUUUACCAACUCCACUGCAGGAGGUGAGAGCAGUAAGGUACUCACACCCUGAUGUCAGCCUCAACCUGCUAGCUGUCAGUAGUUUAGAGCCAAUUUUGGAGGCUGAGCGGUCACUGGAAAAUUGCAGCACAAUAGAGGAUGAUUUAAAAAAAGAAACAAAGAAGGAAUCCGAGAAUAAGAGGCCUGCUGAGGUAGUUCAGGAUAAUGUUAACCUUUCAGGGUACAUCUCCAGUAUCAAGACUCCGCACCACCAGCCUGAGCAGGAACAAGAAUCUUUAAGAACUGCGGAGUCAGAACCUGAGGUGAACCCAGUCCUAUGUAAUAGUAGCGAAAAACACUGUAGACCCAUGACUGUUGCCCAUGAUGCUGCAUCAUACACCUCAGCUAGCAGCAACUGUGAUGUGUUGGAGGAUCCUUGCUUUGUUAUUUCAGCCAGAAAUGCCAACCCUGACAAAAUGAACAAGAGAAGCAAAACAAAAGGCAACAAUUCAGGAAAUAAAGGCUCUAAGUUUUCCGUCUUUGCUAAAAUGCCUUCUUUCAGGAAGGCUAAGGGCUCAAAAGGUGCCAAAAGUGAGGAGGUACCCCAGGAGCCAUCAGAUGGAGGCGGUGAGGAGGAGGCCCUUCUGGAUGAGAAAGGGCCACAGAGGGACAACUCAGAUGAUGAGGUUUUUGCCAAAGGUGAUGUUCUUAACCAAACAGUCCACCAAGCAAUUACCUCAUUGCGUUGCGAGAUAGAAAAAGAGAACUGUGGCUUUUUCUCCCCUACUCCCCACACUCGCCAUGUCCGUCAGCUAGUCAGCCAAGGGAGUGAUGGGGAGGGUAAUGGAGGACCAAGCCCAGACAACCCCCUCCUACGGCAAGUCCAGUCACCUAAUGGGCAGACUUACAAGAGGAGCAAGAGCAAUGACAGUUUGAACAUCCGCAUGUGUUUUGCACAAGCACACAGGUCCCUUUCCAGCCUAUUUGAGUCCCGUUCGAUGGAUAAGGAGAAUGAGGGGCAGGCCACAGUGGGCACUGAUGUGGAUUCUGGUAAAGCCAAAUUAUCCUGGAGGAAGCUAAAAAAGGCUGAGAUACUUAAAAGAACUCUUUCAGUGCCAGAUGGAGAAUGUACCAACACAGCUUCUGAGCACGACCUUGGAGACUUAACAUCCUCUCUAAUCCGAGACAGGUUCAGCAGUCCAGGGUCACCAUCCUCCCUCAGAGCUCUUCGCCACACUGAUCCCAUCUUCAAGCGGGGAGUUCCACAAGUUAGUGGGAAGGGAAACAUCCAUGGGUGUAAAUCUGAAGGCCAGAGAAGAAAAUGUUCAGCAAAUGGUCCACCUACCACACUGUGUAUUUCUGGCCUACCUCAAUUUUUAGAUGACUCUGCAGUCAGCCCUGACUCACCUUUGAGCCCCAGCUCACUAGCCACCUUUGCUCAUAAGCUUUCACCAUCCUGGACCACAUCCCACCCAGUGGCCAGUGAGGGCUUGACUGAGCAUCCCCUACGGCCAAUGAGCCCUAAACCAAACAGCCCUAGGCCGGCAGCUCAGCGCAAAAUGUUUCGCUACCCUCUCUAUGCAAGGGCCAGUUCUGUCUCUCCUAUCCUUCUGGGCCAGUCAGUCAGCGUGGAGGGAUUGACAGACCCCCCUAAGAGACCAAAAACCAUAAAACCAUCUGCUAGCCCUCUGGAUGUAGACGAGGGCAGAAUAGACAGCCAGUCACACAUCAGCCUAUAUGCCAAUGGCUCCAUCAACGAAGUAGAGGGCACACAAAACAGUGGUCAACCUGCCACUCAGUCCAGAACAAGAAAGCUCAAAGUCAAGGGUGAGGGGAAGGCCGCUGUGGUUCCUGGCAGACUGAGGACUGGCUGCUGGGUGUAUGUGGGCCAGGAUGGAGAUGGAGGUGGCCAGCAGCGGAUGCUAGAGUGUUCAGAUGACCUCUGGAUUGAAGAGCAAAAGAAAUUCAAACGCAAACUGGCUAGAGCCAUCAGGGGGAGCCUGGGCCAACUGAACACACUCUUAUCUGAAGAUAUGGACAAAGAAAGCUGUGGCCACUGUUCGACACAUGCUGGAGUCACCUUUGGGCACGUUAGGGCCUUCCGGGGGAUGCCCCUCAAGGCCCACUGCUUCUCUCAGAGCACCCCCAUUGGUCUUGACUGUCUGGGCUGGAGAAGACACAUCUCCUUCUCCUCGGUGGUUGUUCCUGAUGGGGCGUCAGAGAAAGCAGGAUUUGGGGACGAGCUGGACAGUGAAGAGGAUCUGCUGUAUGAAGAGUUUCGGAGUUCUGGACAUCGCUUUGGACAUCCGGGAGGUGGUGGAGGAGAGCAGUUAGCCAUCAAUGAGCUGAUCAGUGAUGGCAGCGUGGUGUUUGCCGAGGCCCUCUGGGACCAUGUCACAAUGGACGACCAAGAGCUGGGAUUCAAGGCUGGUGAUGUCAUCGAAGUAGUGGACGCCAGUAACAAGGAAUGGUGGUGGGGUCGCAUUAUGGACAGCGAGGGCUGGUUCCCAGCCAGCUUUGUACGGUUGCGUGUGAACCAGGAUGAGCCCAUGGAGGAGUAUCUGGCGCACCUGGAGGAGGCUCAGGCUGGCGAGGAGGUUGGGGCUGGUCUGGGCCUGUUGCUAGGACCUGGUUUACCCUGCAAAGAGCAGAUGAGGACCAACGUCAUCAAUGAGAUCAUGAGCACUGAGAGAGACUACAUCAAGCACUUGAAAGACAUCUGCGAGGGUUACAUCAAACAGUGCCGCAAGAGGACAGACAUGUUCACUGAAGACCAACUUCGUACAAUCUUUGGCAAUAUUGAAGACAUCUACCGAUUCCAGAAGAAGUUCCUGAAAGGCCUGGAGAAGAAAUUCAACAAGGAGCAGCCCCACCUCAGCGAGAUCGGCUGUUGCUUCCUUGAACACCAAACAGAUUUCCAGAUCUAUUCAGAGUAUUGCAACAACCACCCUAAUGCCUGCAUCCAGCUCUCUAAGGUCAUGAAGGUCAACAAAUACGUGUUCUUCUUCGAGGCGUGCCGACUGCUCCAGAAGAUGAUCGACAUUUCCUUGGACGGUUUCCUGCUCACCCCAGUUCAGAAGAUCUGCAAGUACCCACUGCAGCUGGCUGAGCUGCUCAAAUACACCAACCCACAGCACAGGGACUACAAAGAUGUGGAGGCGGCCUUAAACGCCAUGAAAAACGUGGCCAGGCUGAUCAACGAGAGGAAACGUCGUCUUGAGAACAUCGACAAGAUCGCCCAGUGGCAGAGCUCAAUAGAGGACUGGGAGGGUGAAGACAUCCUCAUCAGGAGCUCUGAUCUCAUCUUUUCAGGGGAGUUGACCAAGCUAUCCCUGCCUCAGACUAAGAGUCAACAGAGAAUGUUUUUCCUCUUUGAUCAUCAGAUGGUGUACUGCAAAAAGGACCUCCUGCGCCGGGACAUGCUGUACUACAAGGGUCGGGUGGACAUGGACCAUAUGGAGGUGAUAGAUGUGGAGGAUGGCAAGGAGAAGGACUUCAAUAUCAGUGUGAAGAAUGCCCUGAAGCUGCGGUCGCUGGCUGGUGACGAAAUCCACCUCCUGUGUGCCAAGAAGCCAGAGCAGAAACAGCGCUGGUUCCGAGCCUUUGCUGAUGAGAGGAUUCACGUCCAGCAUGACCGUGAGACAGGCUUUUCUCUCACAGAGGUCCAGAAGAAGCAGGCCAUGCUGAAUGCCUGCAAAAGCCAUCCAGCUGGGAAACCCAAAGCGGUGACCAGACCCUACUAUGACUUUCUCCUGCGACAGAAGCACCCCUCUCUCCCCACUGCUUUGCCCCAGCAGCAGGUCUUCAUGCUGGCUGAGCCCAAGCGCAAAACCUCCACCUUCUGGCACAACAUUGGCAGACUGACACCUUUCAAGAAGUAAAUAAAAAUCCAAUAGGAAGGAAAAAGGAAAAGAAAAGCUGUGGAGAGAAGGAACAGAGGAGGAGAAAGAGAGAAGCUCUCUGCUCGUGCCUGAACAGACCUUUUUAAUUCUUUACUCGCUCUUCUUUCCUACACAUAAAAAUGCCCUAACUGACAUACUGAUUUAUUGUAUAGAUGAGGAUGAUUACGAUGAGAUUAUUCUUUUGAAAGCACUUUAUAGGUUGGUUAACAAUCACACUUGAGAAUGGUCUACUGGAGACACUGAGUCAAACAUGGACGGUACAGUCUUGCUUAACUUACUUCCUUCAAUCAAGCAUUGGGUACUAAUACUACUACCGUACUGCUGCGAGUCAGCGUGGGACUCCUGACUGUGCUGACUCUGUGAAGACGUUGGCUGUCGACAAAACUGUGUCGUUUAUUUUCUCUGUUCUAUUGUUUUAUGGUUUGACAGAUGCCAAGUGUUCACAGUGCCAGACUAUUUGUUUUUAUAUUUGUUUUGUUUUGUGUCUGCUUAUGAAUUAAAAGGGAAAAUUGUGUGUGUGCGCGUGUGUGUGUGUGUGGGGGGGCAUUUUGAAUUAUAGAAUUUUCAAAAUCAUUUCAGCUCGUUUUUUAAGUUUUUCUCCAUAUGCCAGGAUUUAGUUCUGUAUGUCUCUGGUGAAUUUGUGGUAUUGUGCAAACACUUCAUCAAAGAAAUCAAACACAGCCCAAAAAAAGAUUAAACUCAUCAUAGAGUAGGAGCUUUUUCUUCAAAAACACAGCAACCCACACACUCCGACAACACACAUUCUUCGAGUCUGAUCCUUGACUCUUACUCUUAUCCUUAUACCUACCAUGUCAAUAAAAUAAACAACCUGUUCUUUUUUUUAAGUGCCAUUUGACAUGUGUCAUGGAUGAUGUACAAUGACAUGCAUGGAUGUGAUGGAAAAAAUACUGUGAAGAAUAUUUUUGUAUCUCUGAAGAACCCUGCUAUAUUUAACCAGAUUCAGGAACUGAGGUUUCACUGUGCUACUAGGCUGACAGCAUCUCUCUCUCUCUCUCUCAAACACACACACACACACACACACACACACACACACACACACACACACACACACACACACACUCCUUUACCUACCUGUAUUUCUUCUAUCCAAUAUACCUGCUCUGUGGUCUGGUCCCCAUUAUAAUCUAAUUUUAGAUCAAUGCAGCCCAGUUAUAUAGUUCUGUAAGUGCAUUCAGUGAAAUGUACUUCUUUCACCUUUAUGUUCAAAGUUUUGGCUUCUGAAAAUAUGAAAUAUUAAACAUUCUUAUGCUGACUCGUGACCAUCA
Molecule: messenger RNA, 8012 nt
Organism: Micropterus salmoides (largemouth bass)
Lineage: Eukaryota; Metazoa; Chordata; Actinopteri; Centrarchiformes; Centrarchidae
Gene: arhgef4
Product: Rho guanine nucleotide exchange factor (GEF) 4
Exons: 14
Coding region: 115-6705 (2196 amino acids)
Biological process (GO): intracellular signal transduction
Molecular function (GO): guanyl-nucleotide exchange factor activity; protein binding
Source: RefSeq, a predicted model, not a curated record